This is a messenger RNA of Varroa destructor (honeybee mite), 2169 nucleotides long. Its product is annotated as formylglycine-generating enzyme. The record is from RefSeq and is a predicted model, not a curated record. Gene Ontology annotation, cellular component: endoplasmic reticulum. Gene Ontology annotation, molecular function: formylglycine-generating oxidase activity. NCBI's taxonomy places the organism in Eukaryota, Metazoa, Arthropoda, Arachnida, Mesostigmata, Varroidae. Gene Ontology annotation, biological process: protein oxidation.
CUCGCUCUGCAUUUAUCUAGUCAUUGAUGCGUAUAGUACUUGAACCAUUACGGUACUCAAAGAAACAACCGGUUUCGUUAGGAUUGAUUUGCAGUGAGCUAAAAAUCGAUGCGAUAUGAAUAUCCGAAGUCGCUAUGGACGGAAGACCCAAGAUAACGCGUAAUACCGCGUAAUACGCGUAAUACUACCACUUGUACAACUGAAUAUAGCAGCUUCACUAAAAAAAUAAACGCUUCAAAAUAUUCAAUUUUAAGAAUCGUGUUUCCGUUACAACCAACAUGAAGUAGAACUGUCUAUCCAUUAAGUUUUUUAAAAUUCUGAAACGACCACUUGAUACCAUAUUUUCGGAAUUUCUAACGUCAGCGAUGGAUAGCAGCAUAUUCUUCGUUGGCACCUCUAUCACGAGGCACUUCAUCAAGCGUAUAUUACACCUGAUUUUAUCGACGUUAGCAAAUUGGUUCAGCGAAUCUGUCACAAGAUCAUAUAUAUAUAUAUAUAUAUAUAUAUCCUUUAUUUUGAAAGAACUAAAUACAAAUAGCGAUACGGCUCCAGAGCUCCCGAGGCUCCUAAGCAAGAGCCACAAUCUCGUUCUGUUAAUGAACCGGUGAUUACAUGAAAUUCUAAUGAAACGUGACUACAACAGCUGGUUGAUAGCGAACCAUUUGGCGAGCACCCGCUAUACAACGAAUGUAGUUGCUCACAGUAACUCCGUAUAGAGUGGUUAAAUAUUCAGAACUAGUCAUUUUUAUGUUGAGUGCAUCAUGCGCUGUUCGCAGUGUUACUACAGUUGGUUUGCGGCACUUACGAGGAAUGAAAUACCUUUGGCCAAACACGGCCAUUAUUAGAGUGUUGUUCACUCACUGUUUGACCACUUGUUGUUGUUUUUCAAGUACAUCGCGACAGCAAAGAAACGAAGACCGACAUGCAACUGGUGUUUGUAGCUUUUUCCUUAGUGUGUUUGUUGGGCUGUUUGGAUAGGGUGUUCGGAGACUGUAGAUGCUCCAAAAAUCGACCCUCCCGCUUCUCGUUCUCGGAGUCACCGCUCAGUUCAGAAGAACAGCUGGACAACAGAGAUGGACGGGAUGAUCUGGGAUUUAGCAGCGACAGCAGCAACAACGCUCAAAAUGAAAGAAGCUUAUGUUCCGUAGCUACGAACUGCCUGAAAUAUCCUGAAAAUGAUUCUACUGCAAAAAACACUGUGAAGAGAAAUGGGAUGCUAUUUAUUGAGGGUGGAGACUUCAUAAUGGGGACGGACGCGCCUAUUAUAGAAGCGGAUGGGGAACAUCCGGGACGUCAGGAGCAUGUAAAGUCAUUCUGGCUGGAUGAGGCAGAGGUAUCCAACGCAGCGUUCGACGAAUUCGUAAAAGCGACCCAAUAUCAGACGGAAGCAGAAAUUUUUGGAGAUUCUUUCGUAUUUGCUAUGCAUGUUAAGGAGGAAAUUGCUGCGCGCGGAGCGGCGCAAAUUGCCCCGUGGUGGUGGAGUGUGACGAACACAACGUGGAGAUAUCCCGAAGGUCCAGGAUCUAAUAUAUCGACGCGAAUGAACUAUCCAGUAGUGCACGUUAGUUGGAACGAUGCCAGGACAUUCUGUUUAUGGAGAGGUGGCCGCUUACCUACAGAAACAGAAUGGGAAUUUGCCUGCAAGAAGGCACUGGACGGAAGACCUUUUCCCUGGGACGAUACGAAGGAAACCGCAGAGGAGCAAAAAUCAGCAAACAUUUGGCAAGGGGUAUUUCCCAAGACGAACACAGUCGUCGACGGCUUUGAUGGAACAGCUCCGGUUGACGCGUACGCACCUAUGAGGGGAUUGCCCAUUAAAAAUAUCAUAGGAAAUGUGUGGGAAUGGACAGAGGAUAUUUGGCAGACGAUUCAUGACAAAGGCACAAGGGCCAAAGCUGCCAAAGCAGAGCAGGUUAAAGCGGCACCGGGUGCUACACAUCGGGUUAAAAAAGGCGGUUCGUUUAUGUGUCACAAAUCUUAUUGCUUUCGCUACCGUUGUGAAGCACGUAGCGAGAACACGGACGAUACCACGGCGUCAAAUGUCGGCUUUCGGUGCGCCGCAGAUGCCACCGCAUAGACGUAUUCGAACUUAUCAGUAUGCAUGCGUUUAUCACUUUUUUAGCUGUGUUUUAUCAAAUAGAGAAAUUACAUCAAUCAAGGCCAAAUCGA